AUGAAACCCGAAAUGUUGUCAAUGGUCGACGCAUCGGCCGACCAAGCCGAUGCCAUUCCCAAGAUUCACGUCUUGGAGCCCGGUAAAGAGAACUGGGAUGUUAUCCGUGACGUCGCCCACUCUGGCGUCCAAGAGGAAGCUUUCUAUGUCAUGGACAUUGGCGAUAUCAUCCGCAAGCACAAAGAGUGGAAGCUGAAAAUGCCUCGCGUCGCUCCUUUCUACGCGGUCAAAUGCAACGAUAACCGGACCGUCCUGGAGACUCUAUCAUCGCUGGGAGCUUCAUUUGACUGCGCCUCCAAGAGCGAGAUUGCCAAGGUGCUGGAAUUGGGUGUGGAGACGGACCGCAUCAUUUUCGCCAACCCGGCCAAGCAAGUGUCGCAUAUUCGCUAUGCGGCUUCGGUCGAUGUUCGAGCCAUGACGUUCGACAAUGAGAGCGAGCUCUACAAGGUCAAAGAACACCACCCAACGGCCAAGAUGGUUCUCCGCAUCCGUUGCGACGCCAAGCGUGUCCAAUGUCCGCUCGGCAUCAAAUUCGGCGCCUUCCCCAAGGAUGCGCCCCGUCUCAUCGCUCUAGCGGCUAAACUGGGCGUCGAUUUGGUCGGCAUCAGUUUCCACGUUGGAUCUGGUUGCGACGAACCCGAAGUCUUUGAGCGUUGCAUUGUCAUCGGCCGGCAGCUGUUCGAUCUGGCUGCCCGUGAAUACGGUAUCAACAUGUCCGUACUGGAUUUGGGCGGUGGCUAUCCGGGCAAUCGCGGCUCUUCCAUCAACGCUAUUGCGGCCAUCGUCAACUCGGCGCUAGAGCGUCAUUUCCCCGAGGGAUGCGGCGUUGACAUCAUCGCCGAACCAGGCCGUUACUACGUUGCGUCGGCCUUCACUUUGGCCACCCGCAUCCACGGCCGUCGUCAACUGACCACCGACGACGAAGAAUCUGAUGGGCCCCAAACACCGGCCAACACGUCGUAUUUCUACUACAUCAACGACGGUGUCUACGGCAGUUUCAACUGCAUGCUUUAUGAUCACGCAGUGGUGACUCCACUGCUGCUGGAACCCCGUCCGGGUCCUGAUUUUAGCUGCUCCAUCUGGGGCCCGACUUGCGACGGACUUGAUCGCAUCGCCGCCAACGCCCAGUUGCCGUUGAUGGACGUCGGCGACUGGCUGAUUUUUGAGGACAUGGGGGCGUACACUUUGGCUGCGGCCGGUUGCUUCAAUGGCUUCCCCGUGCCAAAGGUUUACCCCGUGGUUCAGCCGCACACAUGGCUCUACCUGAAGGAUCGGGCUCCUUACACCGAGUCUCACUUUGUUAUGGGCUCUCCAUCGCCCGUCCCGGCUGCGGACCUUUUGCCCAAGAUCUCUUGCGCUAUGGAGAUGUACGCCAGCGGCAACAACAACAACGGCGGCACCCAUCUCCUUAUGCCUUCGUCGGUCUGCUCUUCUUCGAUCGACACGGAGGAUCCAUCGACUUCGGACGCCGUCUCUACUUCAUCCGACGGUGACGUUUCCGACGCAUACGGGGAUUCUGCUGAUUUCUUGGCCGAUUUGCUUGACGUCACCUCGGUGAUGUAAUAAUCACGCGUGAGAAAACAUAAAACAGAAGCAAGAAUCAGAAGAGAAACUGACCAAAUCUUGUAUUUUUUUUUCUUUUUGGCUUACAUUUUCGUUUAAUUUCAAGUCCUUCCUGACCCACCAAAUCCGCUUUUCUUUUGUUUUUUGAAGGCGAUCCAGUCAUCGCUCGCAUUUCACCGUCUAAAAAAAUUUUCUCCUUAAAUACCAAAAGCGUCAGUUAGUCCAGAACUCUUUUUUUUUUAAUUUAAUUUUUUUUUUUACUUAAAAAAAAAAACACAAAGAACUUCUUUUCCUAAAUUUUAUGGGUUUUUCCUGAGUGUCGUGUUUGUUAUGUCUUGUUUGGAAACCCCCUCUCACGCGCGCCUUCUUUUCUUCUAAUUUUCUGAAAUGAAAUGCCGGACCAAAUACUAAAAGACGUUACAACAGAAAAUUUCAAAGCCAAGAAUAACCGUUUACAAAGGAAGAGUUCGUAGAGAAAUGGACCAACUAAGCAAGAUAAAUAAAGGUCGAAAUCGUUUUGUUCAGACAUUCCUCCACACUACCAAAAGUAUCAAACGACUGGGCAAAAAGAUUUCGACUCGCCAAUUUCCCCUUUGAAAAAGUAAGAAAAAAAGACAAAAAAUAAAAACAAUUCAAUUCUUCCUAAACAUCAAUCGAACAUUUCUCUCAUUCAACUCAAAAUUCGUAUUUUUCAACUGAAGAGAAGAUGCGCAUUACUGUAGGGGGUGUAAGUGUAUUAUUUGUUUUGCUUUCUAAAAUUAUCUUAUCGUCUAUUUUAGAUGUUCCACAAUGGUUUGAUUACCCGUAACAUAUAGCGAUUGGGAUUAUUCUUGCUUUCAAAAUUUUAAGUUUUAUGAUAAUUAUUAAUAUAAAAUCCUAGUUAUUUUCCUUCAACAAAAGAAGAACGUCUCUUUCUUCUGAAGAAAUAGUAUUUGCUGUCUCUUCAUCUUCCUUUUGCAUUGGAUCUGUUUCGGACUCAGCCAUUCAGUUUUCUAUUGACCGAAGCGAGCAUCUUCAAUACAAAGUGUAAGAACAGCAAAGAA
Molecule: messenger RNA, 2606 nt
Organism: Daphnia carinata
Lineage: Eukaryota; Metazoa; Arthropoda; Branchiopoda; Diplostraca; Daphniidae
Product: ornithine decarboxylase-like
Exons: 3
Coding region: 1-1563 (520 amino acids)
Cellular component (GO): cytoplasm
Molecular function (GO): ornithine decarboxylase activity
Source: RefSeq, a predicted model, not a curated record